CGACAAUACAUCUGGGGUUAAUCUAUUACAGUACCAGCCCAGAAAUCUGUACCCUUGAGACAAUGCCCUCUGUUGUUAAGUUAUUGGUGGCAGUUUUCGCGGUUGGCUCUGUAACUGGGGAGGACUUCAACAUCUUGCACCACCUUGGAGGCAACGGACAAUGGUUUCCAGGUCCCGAGGUGACCGGCCUUUCGUCUGAAGUGCCUGCAGGUUGUCAGGUUGACAUGGCCGCUUUCUUCUCGCGACAUGGCAGCCGUUAUCCAGACACUGGCGCAUAUAACGAAUGGCUUGAUCUGUACCAGAGGAUACAAGCAGCUGGGACUUUCAAUGUUACUGACAAGAAUCUUGACUUUCUCAAGACGUGGAAACCUGUACUACUUCAUCCAGAGCGGCAAAUCGCUCAUAUUUCCCCAACUGGCUACAAGGAGCUCCAUGACAUGGGCUCCACAUGGCGGCUCCGUUAUCCAGACCUCUACGAGUACAACAGUCCCUUUACCAUGUGGGCCAAUUGGUACAAGUCGAGCCCGCGCGUACGCGACAGCGCACGACUGUACGCGCAAGGGUUCGUUGGCCCAAACGCCACUGAUCUUACUACGAUAUAUGCGCUCAACAGUAGCGAUCCCACGUCAUGGAUGAACUCGCUUGCGACAAGCGAUCUUUGCAAAGCCUACAACGACGAGGGAGGCAGCCCAUACAAAGACCAGUGGGAUGCGAUCUAUCUGCCUCCAAUUCGCUCCAGGUUGAAUGCGAAAAUUCAGGGCUCAUUCAACUUCACUCAAUGGGAAGUUUCAAUCAUCCCCUAUCUGUGUGGCUUCGAGACGCAAAUCACUGGCCAUCGAAGUCCGUUUUGCGAGCUUUUUACUGAGAAGGAGAUCCUGCAGUAUGAGUACGCUCAGGACCUGCGAUAUUGGUAUGGCAACGGCCUCGGAUCCGAUAUCGAGAGGUAUCAAAUGCUCCCGAUAGUUGAGAUGGUCGCGCAACGUUUCAUUGACGGGCCUAACGCAACGUACAACACGGGUAACUCUAGCUUCGUUCCCCCAAAGAUAAUGGCAGCCUUCUCGAACGACGGGCAAAUUAAUCAAAUUAUCGCGGCUCUUGGUGUCUUUGAUGACGAACCUCAACUUCCUGGGAACACUACAGUUCCGAAUCGAAAAUUUAGGGCGAGCCGCCUUGUUCCUAUGCGAGGUACUGUUGCGUUCGAACGUUUGUUUUGCCCGGCCGGAUCCUUGAACUCCACGGGAGGGUAUACCAAGGACGCGCGACGACAGGCGUACAUGCGCAUUCGACUGAACGAAGUCGUGUAUCCGGUCGUUGGAUGCACAGAUGGACCAGGCUUGUCGUGUCCACUGGAGAAGUAUCAGAGCAUCCUACAGGGCAAGCUGGAAGACGCAGGGAGCUUCACAAAACUCUGCAAUGUGACGAAUCCCGAAUUUUCGAGUGCACCGAGUGCGACGUUCUUCAUGGACAACACGUUGUCAUACGCGACUGUUAUCAAGCCGUAGGUGUCAACAACUGAUUAGAUUACCCGUUAGAAGCGUAUAAAACGAUGUUCGUUGGUACUUUACUGUUAACAGAGCCACCAUUGACUCCAUCGUGAUUUCAUCCGGCUCGGCC
Messenger RNA from Dothidotthia symphoricarpi CBS 119687, 1614 nucleotides. Its product is annotated as phosphoglycerate mutase-like protein. The coding region runs from base 63 to 1502 and encodes 479 amino acids. Lineage: Eukaryota; Fungi; Ascomycota; Dothideomycetes; Pleosporales; Dothidotthiaceae. Gene Ontology annotation, cellular component: fungal-type cell wall. The transcript is spliced from 2 exons. The record is from RefSeq and is a predicted model, not a curated record. Gene Ontology annotation, molecular function: acid phosphatase activity.